Molecule: messenger RNA, 2364 nt
Organism: Nezara viridula (southern green stink bug)
Lineage: Eukaryota; Metazoa; Arthropoda; Insecta; Hemiptera; Pentatomidae
Source: the annotation of a GenBank genome assembly
AUGGAAUCAAAGCACGACAAUAAAUCACAAAAUUAUGAGUUAUUUAUUCAAGAAAUUGAAUCAACUGAUGAUUAUUGGGGACCAACUUUUAGGGCAAUUUAUGAUGGCGAUGAAGAACAAAAAUUUAUGGAACUCUUGGAUGGGAGAAUCAAGCAACAUGACAGAGAUAUUGAAAAAAUGUGCAACUACCAUUACCAGGGAUUUAUUGAUUCCAUUAGGGAAUUACUCCAAGUUAGAUCUCAGGCUCAAAAGUUAAAUACUGAAAUUGUUGAGUUAAAUACAUCUCUUCAGCAAUCUUCUGAAAGGGUUAUGGAAAAAACUGAAGAGCUCGUCAAAGCUAGGAAAGUUGAAGCUAAUAUUGCUGCUACCAUUCAGAGCCUUCAGUCGUGUCUUCCAGUUUUGACUACUUAUUCAAAGCUCCAAAAACAAAUGAAGGAAAAGAGAUAUUAUCCUGCCUUAAAAACACUCGAGCAAUUGGAACAUCAAUAUUUACCUAGAGUCGCUAACUAUAGGUUUUCUUCUCAAAUGAAAGAAAGUAUUCCUAAGUUAAGAGAGAACAUUAAGGAAGCUUCUAUGUCUGAUUUAAAAGAUUUUUUGGAAAACAUCCGAAAAGUUUCAGCCAGAAUUGGUGAAGUAGCAAUGCGUCAUACCUCUGAACAGCUCAUCGUUGAUCCAGGAAUCAUUAAGAAAAAAAAGAAGAAAGCACCUCAUCCUCCGAACCCAUUUACAGGAGAGGUUGAUAAAGAAGAAGGAUUGGAUGUUGAUGAUCUCAGUGCCCAGGAUCUGAUAGAUUUUUCACCUGUCUACAGAUGCCUUCAUAUUUAUUCUGUUCUUGGUUCCAGAGGAGAUUUUGAAACUUAUUAUAGAAAACAGAGAAAGCAGCAAGCCACCCUUGUUCUACAGCCGCCUACCAAUAUGCAUGAGUCUAUUGAUGGGUAUAAAAUGUAUAUGCACAGUGUUCUUGGAUUUUUCGUUGUUGAAGAUCAUGUUUUGAAUACAGGAAAUGGUCUAAUUGACAGGACUUAUCUUGAUGAAUUGUGGUCAUUUGCUGUUGGAAAAAUUGUCAACACUCUUAGAACCCAUUCUGCAUAUUGCACUGAUGCAACACUGAUGUUAAAAAUAAAGAAUCUGAUAAUGCUUUUCAUCACUACUCUGAGAAACUAUGGCUAUUCAGUCAACCAAGUAUUUGAAGUUCUUCAUGAGAUUAGAGAUCAUUACAACGAAGUUCUAAUGCAGCGGUGGGUUGGUGUUUUUAGAGAGAUUUUAGAUGAAGAAAGUUUCCUCCCCGCUGAAGUAGAGACCCAGGAAGAAUAUGAUGCAGUGGUAUCUGCUUUUCCUUUCCAUGACGAUGAUCUAGAUAAUUCUCCUUUUCCUAAAACAUUUCCUUUCUCUCCUCUUGUUCCUAAUGUAUAUCAACAAGUCAAAGAAUUUAUUUAUGCUUGCUUAAAAUUUUCUGAAGACCUUGGUUUGAGUCAAGGAGAAGUGGAUGAUAUGAUCCGUAAGUCAACUAACCUCCUUCUGACAAGAACAUUCACUGGCUGUCUUUCAUCAGUAUUCCGAAAACCAAGUCUUGGCUUAACUCAAGUCAUACAAAUAAUAGUUGAUACCCGGUACCUUGAAGAAGCCACUGUUUACUUGGAGGAGUUUGUUUCAAAUAUUACUGGGUGUCGUAGUGAAUUAUCGCUGAGGGCUGGAAAAGAAGCUGGUGGCCACCUUUUUGGUGUAGCUCGGGAUGAUGCAGAAAAACAAAUUUGUGAAAAACUGAAGAGAAAGUUAGAUGAAUUUGUGGAACUAGAAGCAUACGAUUGGCUUCUUGUCGAGCCACAGGGCCACGCUUCCAGUUUCAUUACUGAUCUUAUAGCUUUUCUCAAUUCCACUUUUACUUCAUUCACUGACUUACCUGGAGAAGUUGCACAAGUUGCUUGCAAAUCUGCUUGUGAACAUAUAGCAAAGUCCUUAAUGGGAAUGGUGUUAAAUGAUGAGGUGAAACAGAUCUCAAUGGGUGCUUUACAACAACUCAAUUUGGACACCAUUCAAUGCGAGCAAUUCGCAGCGAGCGAACCAGUUGGCGGUCUUGAAGAAGGCUCAUUACUGUGUUAUUUUACUGAUUUAAGGCAGCUUUUGGAUCUAUUCAUGUCAUGGGAUUGGCCGACUUACUUUCAUGAUUAUGGGCAGGAGAAUAGCAAGUAUCAGCAUGUUUCUCCGAAUACUGCCAUAAUUCUUCUUGAAAAAAUUAGGGAAGCUGACAAAAAGACUGUUUUCUCUGUCCUGAAAAAAAGUGAAAGAGAUAAAAAGAAGUUGCUGGAGACGGUACUGAAACAGUUGAGACAACUUGCUUUGACAGCGUCGCAGCAACAGCAGUAG